CUUAUCAUUAUCUUAUCAAGAGGUUGGUAUGUGUACCAUGUUAAAAGAUAAAACUGUAGCCUACUGAUAGUGUCUGAUGUUCAUUGUCAAAUAAGAGCAGCUCAACACUGUAGAUGAGAAGUAUUUUCAAAAGUAAUAUUUAUUAUUUUGUUAGCAGUGAUGGCACAAGUCAUACAACUUAAAGAAAAGUUAUCAUCAUCCGCUAUAAGUAUUGAACAUAUGAAAAUUGAUGAGAGGACAUUAAAGCGAUAUUUGAAGGCUUUCCAUACUGUAGAUGCUGCAUAUGAAAGAAUCCUGGCAACAAAUGCUUGGAGACAAGAUUGUGAUGUAGCAAAUAUCACUAGAAACACACCAGGGGUAAAGAAAACUUUUGAUACAAAAAUAUGUGAAAUUUUGAAUCAGCGAGACAGACAGGAACGACCUCUAGUAUAUGUGGCAGUUCGAAAUCACAGCAUACAAAAGAGAAAUGUUGAUGAUAUGACUCUCUUCAUAGUGUACAUGUUGGAGACUGCUGCUGACAAGUGUCAAGAAGAUGGCCCUGACAAUGUCUGCCUCUUAUUUGACAUGAAGAACUUUAGCUUGAUGUGUAUGGACUAUGCUGUUCUGAAAACCCUCUAUACAAUCAUGACUGAUCAUUAUCCUGAACGUCUUGGAGUAUGCUUAGUCCUAAAUGCUCCUUUUAUUUUCUCUGCAUGUUGGGUUAUUAUUCGAUCAUGGCUGGAUGAUAACACUGCAGGGAAAAUCAAGUUUAUUAAAUCUGAUGAUGAACUGAGCCUGUACAUAGAUCCAACAUUUUUACCAGCAGAUUUGUAAAUGUUAAGCUAUAAAAAUAUGUAUUUUGCUGGAAAUAUUUACAAAAGUAAAAAUAAGUUUCUC
Messenger RNA from Procambarus clarkii (red swamp crayfish), 876 nucleotides. The record is from RefSeq and is a predicted model, not a curated record. NCBI's taxonomy places the organism in Eukaryota, Metazoa, Arthropoda, Malacostraca, Decapoda, Cambaridae.